This is a messenger RNA of Triplophysa dalaica, 2052 nucleotides long. It is a transcript of the gene actr8, whose product is annotated as actin related protein 8. Gene Ontology annotation, cellular component: Ino80 complex. The record is from RefSeq and is a predicted model, not a curated record. Gene Ontology annotation, biological process: regulation of DNA-templated transcription; double-strand break repair. Lineage: Eukaryota; Metazoa; Chordata; Actinopteri; Cypriniformes; Nemacheilidae. The coding region runs from base 77 to 1912 and encodes 611 amino acids. The transcript is spliced from 13 exons.
CCCAAUUCAACGCAACAGAAGAAGAGUGCGAGUGUGUUUAUCCAUCAACAGCUACAUCCAGAUUGAUUUCUUCAUCAUGACACAGACAGACAGAGAUGCUGAGAAUGGUAAAGAUCGAGAGAAAGAGGCUCGCGGAGUGAAGAGACCCAUCGCGCCUGCGGCUGUACCCGAACACCUGCACGAGCAAAUUCAGGGCAACUUCAUCGUGGUGAUUCAUCCAGGAUCAGAAACACUGCGGAUUGGUCGAGCUCCAGACACACAGCCAAUGAGUGUACCUCACGUGAUCGCCCGCAGACACAAACAGGCGGGACAGAGCCCAUAUGAAGACCAGUGUCUCCUGAGAGAUGGACUCAACAGCGCAGACAGUAAUGAACAGAGACAGAACGGCCUGAAGAUGAUCGAUCAGGCAAUCUGGUCCAAGAAAAUGUCCAACGGAGUCAGAAGAGUCCCUGUGUCUGCACAGCAGGCUAAAUUGUACAAUAAACAGAUCCGUCCUGCGGUUUUGGAUUCAAACUGUAAAGUGAAGUGGACACACACAUCUCAUCAGCCUGAAUACCUCGUAGGAGAAGAUGCGUUAAAUGUGAACCCCACAGACAGUUACAGCAUUCACUGGCCAAUCCGCAGGGGUCAGCUGAACAUCCACAGCGGUCCGGGUGGAUCUCUCACAGCCGUGCUCGCCGACCUUCAGACCAUCUGGUCUCACGCUGUUCACAAGCUUCUAGAAAUCCCGCUGAAGGAUCUGAAGUAUUACAGAUGCAUCUUUCUCAUACCAGACAUCUACAUCAGACAGCAUGUGAAGGAAUUUGUAAAUAUGCUGCUGCUCAAAAUUGGCUUCUCAGCUGUGGUUGUGCAUCAGGAGUCGGUGUGUGUGACGUUGGGCAGCGGUCUGAGCAGUGCAUGUGUGGUGGACGUGGGCGAUCAGAAGACCAGUGUUUGUUGUGUUGAAGAUGGAGUCUCUCACCGCAGCUCCAGGUUGUGUCUUGCCUACGGAGGUUCAGAUGUGACGCGCUGUUUCUUCUGGUUAAUGCAGAGAGCCGGUUUUCCCUACCGCGAGUGUCGUCUCACUAACAGACUCGACUAUGUGUUACUGCAACAGCUCAAAGAAUCUUUCUGUCAUCUGGACCAGGACAUCUCAGGACUUCAGGAUCAUGAGUUCCGCACACGUUUCCCAGAUUCUCCGGUUCUCCUCUAUCAGCUGCGGUUGGGAGAUGAGAAACUUCAGGCUCCUAUGGCUUUAUUUUACCCCGCUGCGCUCGGUAUUGUGGGCCAGAAGAUGACAUCACUGCAACAUCGCUUACUAGGAGACGCUGAGGAUCCGCACGAUGAGCACUACCUGUUGAGCACACAGAGCAAACAAGACCAGUCGUCUAAAGCCUUGUCAGAAAGGAAGUCUUUCCAUAAGUCUGGUUUUGAUGGAGACUCCGGAGAGCCGUCAGAGAGGGCGAAUGUCUCUGUGGAUGUGGAGUUGGGUCACAGUCAGACGGAAUGUCUCGCCGCAGCUGGAGGAGAUCCAGAAGACAGCAGCAGGAGCACAGCCGUCACUCAGUUUGAGGGGAAAGCACUCGGCAUCGAUAAAGCCAUCUUACACAGCAUAGACUCCUGCUCGUCAGAUGAAACCAAACGUAAGAUGUACGGCUGUAUUCUGCUGGUGGGAGGUGGACUUCUGUUUCACGGCGCCCAGGAGUUUCUGCAGCAUCGCAUCCUCAAUAAAAUGCCUCCGUCUUUCCGCUGCCUCGUGGAGAGUGUUGACGUCAUCACACGACAAAAGGACAUGGAUCCUCGGCUCAUAGCGUGGAAGGGUGGAGCGGUGCUGGCGUGUUUGGACACCACACAGGAGUUGUGGAUUCACCAGCGUGAGUGGCAGCGUUUCGGCGUCCGGAUGCUCCGCGAGCGAGCCGCCUUUGUGUGGUGAACCAGAGAUGUUUAAAGAUGUGAAUUCUGUCUGUAUUCAAAUCUUGUGUUGCUGUUAACAGUAUGUAAUGUGCCACAAUGAACCUGAUUUUUGUAAAGAAGUUAAAAGCUGAAACCUUUUAGAAUAAAAGUUUGAAACCA